AUGGUACUACAAGCACUCAGUAAUGCCAACCUCCAAAUCAACAUUAAGAAGAGCGUUUGGUUCAGCUCUAGUGUUGUUUUCCUGGGCAGGCGAAUUGACGGCAUGACCAAAACAACUAAAGAGGAAUCUGUGGAGAAGAUCAAGCACAUGACGAAGCCUUAUGAUGUACACUCCCUGCGUGUGUUCCUUGGACUGGCUGGUCACUUCCGUGCGUUCGUCCAGGAUUACGCCGCAAGAACAAGAAGUCUAACGGCUUUACUUCGCAAAGACGUUCGCUUCCACUGGACUACGCAAUGCGAAGCUGCUUAUCAAGACAUUCUUGCAGCAAUCACUUCCAACCCCAUCUUGACACUACCAGAUUUCAAGUUACCAUUUGAGCUGCGUACCGAUGCCUCCCACUUUGGAACGGGCGCUGUACCAGCGUGA
Molecule: messenger RNA, 426 nt
Organism: Ornithodoros turicata
Lineage: Eukaryota; Metazoa; Arthropoda; Arachnida; Ixodida; Argasidae
Exons: 1
Coding region: 1-426 (141 amino acids)
Source: RefSeq, a predicted model, not a curated record